Messenger RNA from Homalodisca vitripennis (glassy-winged sharpshooter), 1535 nucleotides. RefSeq names its product neurogenic locus notch homolog protein 2-like. The transcript is spliced from 7 exons. The record is from RefSeq and is a predicted model, not a curated record. Lineage: Eukaryota; Metazoa; Arthropoda; Insecta; Hemiptera; Cicadellidae. The coding region runs from base 59 to 1063 and encodes 334 amino acids.
CUUUAUAACUUUUUUCAGAUAGCCAUUGAACAGAUGUGCUCAAAGUUGAUUUGAGACUAUGAUGGUAGGCACGUACAUUAUACUUCUUAUUUUGUGUGCUCCAAUUCUAGGAAUACCCACAGGGAACAACAUCACAGAAGUUAACUGUGAAAAAAAUGAUGACUGUGUCUCUAACAACGUGUGUGUAGACUUUAAGUGUGAAGAUCCUUGUCUUGGCGGUUGCGGCCCCAAUACCAUCUGCCUCUCAGGCGACGUAAUCCCCGUGUGCGCCUGCAAACCGGGAUUUGCUGGCAACCCUUUCAAUGGUUGCUACCCUGAAGGUCACAUUCAAGAAUGCACGAUAAACUCGGAUUGCCCCGAGGAACAGGCAUGUUUCAACGGACACUGUAAGGACGUUUGUGAUGACGCUUGUGGACUAAACAGCAUUUGCAAAGGCAUAAAACAUCGUCCAGUCUGUUUUUGUAGUCCAGGACAUGUUUGGGAUGAGUUCUUUGGAUGCCGAAUUGAAAAGAUCAAGGAGUGCAACAGAGACUCAGACUGCACAUUAAAUCAUACUUGUAUUAAAGACAAGUGUGUGAGCCCUUGUAGUGGAGUCUGUGGCCAGAAUACUAUCUGCUGCAUCAGAAACCAUCAUGCAUCUUGUGCCUGCAAGGACGAUUACAUUGGCAACCCUUUUAAUGGGUGUUUUUAUCAGAAUAAGAUCAAGUUACGCAAGAAGUACUUUAUUGGAGGAGAAAAGGUAGGUUGGAUUACAGCUAUGGAGCGAUGCCGCAGUAUGGGCAUGAAUCUUGCUUCCAUUACGAGUGCGUCUGAACAGGUGGAUUUACAGAGAGCCUAUAUCGAUUCAGAGUUGCAAGAUAAAAUAUGGGUUUCUGGAUCUCACUGGACCUCAAAAGGUCAUUAUGUAUGGAGCUCGACAGGGCAAAGUUUUGGGUAUACCAACUGGGGAAUUGGCGAGCCAGAAGACGAAUAUAAUUGCGUUGCGGUCGGUGAUCAAUACACUUGGCUAACCGAAUCAUGCGGCGUAAAGUUUUAUUACGCCUGUGAGUAUUUUAACAGUUAACAUAGACGGAAGCUACAGAAAGAAUGCUACUAACAUUACAACCAAAGUAAAGUGAAGUAUUCUUGUAACUUACUCGUUUCACCACAUGUAUAUUUAUUAUGUGGUGAAGCUCACUGUUAUCAAUUCCUCCUUCUUUGGAUUGUACUCUAUUGCUGUGGAUGAUAGAUUUUGUUGUGUUUUAAUUAUAAAAUAACACAUUUCAAAGUUAUAUUAAACAUUAAUAAGUUAUUAUGAAUUCACUUAUAAAACAAAAUAUAAAUAUGUAUUUAGAUUCUAGGUCAACAUAUGUUUUGGUAGUUAAAUGAAACAAAUUUGUAUGCACGUUGGGGGUUUACAUACUAUAUACGAGUAAGUGAGUAAGUGCUUUGGGUGUUUAUGUAAACUUGGUUUGUAAGUGAAAUGUCUAGAUUUAUUUGACUUUGAACAACGUUACCAGUUAAAAGUUUCAAUAAUAAAACACAAUAGAAUACAA